Molecule: messenger RNA, 1749 nt
Organism: Diplodia corticola
Lineage: Eukaryota; Fungi; Ascomycota; Dothideomycetes; Botryosphaeriales; Botryosphaeriaceae
Product: calcium dependent mitochondrial carrier protein
Exons: 8
Coding region: 1-1749 (582 amino acids)
Biological process (GO): transmembrane transport
Molecular function (GO): calcium ion binding; ATP transmembrane transporter activity
Source: RefSeq, a predicted model, not a curated record
AUGAUCCUCGAAACCGCCAAUGCCCAGGAUGCGCGGGUUGAGGCGCUCUGGAGCCAGCUCGAUACCCGGAAGCAGGGCCAUCUCGACCUCAACGGCCUCAAGCGCGGCUUACGAAAAAUUGACCACCCGCUCAAGAACGCCGACGACCUCCUGAAGGACGUGCUGAAGAGCGUCGACGCUGACGGCAACGGCGAGAUCUCCUACUCCGAAUUCCACCAGUUCGUACGGCAGACGGAGCACGAGCUCUGGCAGCUCUUCCGAAGCAUCGACCGCAACAAUGAUGGCCGGCUGGAAAAGAGCGAGCUGCGAGCGGGCUUCCUGCGCGCCGGCCUCAGGGUGCCCGACUCCAAGCUGAACCAAUUCUUCGGCGAGGUCGACAGCAACAAGGAUGGGGUUAUCAGCUUUGAAGAAUGGCGGGACUUCCUCCUGUUCAUACCCGCCGAGACCCCCAGCCUGAAGGCGGUCAUGUCCUACUACUCGUCGACUGUGCAGAUGAACCCUGAGGGCGAUGUCGGAGUCAACGACGAGCUCAUGAACGGACUAGGUACUUGGCUACUCCACGCUCUCUUUGGCUCACUCAUCGGCAUUGCAAAAUCCCACUCCACCUCUUCCCUGCCCCCAGUCGAGCGCGAGAGUGAGACUUCUGCAUUGAUGCAAUCCGGCCCGCAGCGCCCAGCCACCGCGCAGCCGCCCCUCCUCCCGCCCGAAGUAGGCCUCGGAGCCUCGACCGCCACGCCCGAGAGCGCCGAGAAUUUAUGGCAAACGCAUGUGGAGCCGGUGCUGACUGCUUGCGUCCCGAAUCCAGGCUACUUUGCGGCGGGAGGUGUCGCUGGCAUCGUCUCUCGUACAACAACCGCUCCCCUCGACCGUUUGAAAGUGUACCUCAUCGCGCAAACCAGCACCGCCGAGACUGCUGUAGCCGCUGCGAAAUCCGGAGCUCCCGUCGUGGCGGCCAAGCAAGGCACCAAAUCUCUGGUGAUUGCCACAAAAGAAUUGUGGGCUGCCGGCGGAAUGCGGAGUCUCUACGCAGGCAACGGUUUGAACGUGGUCAAGGUCAUGCCUGAAUCGGCCGUGAAGUUUGGCGCAUUCGAGGCAUCGAAACGCAUGUUCGCCAAGAUCGAGGGCCACGGAAAUCCGCGAGACAUCCACACCUGGUCGAAAUUCAUGGCCGGUGGCUUUGGAGGAAUGGUUUCCCAGGCCGUGGUCUAUCCAUUGGACACCUUGAAAUUCCGCAUGCAAUGCGAAACCGUCUCCGGCGGUCUUCACGGAAACAAGCUAAUUAUAGCAACCGCCAAGAAAAUGUGGAUGAAGGAUGGCCUCCGUUCCUUCUAUCGCGGUCUGCCAAUGGGUCUUUUCGGGAUCUUCCCUUACGCGGCCAUCGAUCUGGGAACGUUCGAAUACCUCAAACGCGCCGUCACGACCCGCAAUGCCGAGAAACGCGGUUGCCACGAGGAACAGGCCGAGCCAGGCAGCUUCAUGACUGCAUUCAUCGGUGGAUUCAGUGGUGCCUUCGGCGCCAGUCUUGUCUACCCGCUGAAUUUGCUCCGCACACGACUACAGAGCCAAGGCACGGUCCUGCAUCCGAGGACGUACACUGGCAUUAUGGAUGUCACGCGUCAGACAAUCAAGGGUGAAGGUGCCAGGGGACUCUUCAAGGGCCUGACGCCUAACCUUCUGAAGGUCGUGCCGGCCGUGUCAAUCACCUACGUGGUGUACGAGAAAUCUAAGCAGGCCCUUGAACUUCAUUGA